This is a messenger RNA of Paramecium octaurelia, 1089 nucleotides long. The record is from the annotation of a GenBank genome assembly. Lineage: Eukaryota; Ciliophora; Oligohymenophorea; Peniculida; Parameciidae.
AAUGGAUCAGAAUUAUGAUAAUGACAAUAUAAUAAUAUUUGUUAAGUCUGCCAGCACGUUGAUCUUAUUCCUAAUCAUUUUGUUUACAGCCAAUCUUCCCUUUAAAUCAAAGACUUUUAGAGAGAACAAAGUAUAUAUCUAUAUUAUAUUUUAGCCAUUGGUUUCUAUCUCUUAAGCCUUUUCAGGGGGAUUGUUCUUAUCAGUUGCUCUUUUGCAUUUAUUGCCUGAGUCAUAAGAUAAAUAUGAAACAUCCCAAAGCAAUGGAGAAAUGCCAAAAAAAGAAUUAUUUCCUUUUCCAUUUUUAAUUACUAUACUAAGCUUUGCAUUGAUUUUGUUUAUAGAAAAAAUAGUGACAAAUCAUAAACAUUAGCAUUAAGAUGUAAUCAAAUAACUAUUUUAAUAAGCAUGUUGAUGUACAACCUACAUAAAAUAUUGAAUUACUUAGAUCAGAUGAGAGUAUUUGUUGCAGUUAGAUUGGAGCAUGUUGUAAUUAAGUUGAAAGUUAAGCAUAAGAAGAUGUAUUAAGAAAUGCCAUCUCUUCAUAAGUAAAGAUGGCAUAAAGGGUAGGAUUUAAUGAAAUAAAAAAUAAAACUAAAAUUAAAAAAGCUAAUAAAUCUUCAAACAUAACUCCUUAUUUAUUGCAAUUAGCUGUAGGAAUUCAUGCUAUCUUUGAAGGACUAGCAAUAGGAAUAGAAUCAAAUCUUAGUAGAUGUAUAGGUAUUGCAUUGGCAGUGUUUUGUCAUAAAUGGGUAAAUAUUAUUUCAAUUUAAUAAGGCUGAGGGUCUCACUUUAGGAUUGGCAUUUAAAAAAGCAAAAAUUAAUCAUUCUAAGGCUAAGAAACUUAUAUUUCUACAAGCUUUGAUGAAUCCAUUAGGUAUUUCAAUAGGUUGGAUUUUAUCAUCAAAUAAACUUAUAAUAGUUAGUAUCUUUUAUGCAAUAUCAGCUGGAACAUUUUUAUACAUUUCUACUAUUGAAGUAAUUGUAGAAGAGUUCAAUGUUGCUAGAUACAAACUAUUCAAAUUUUUAGCAUUUUUAAUCGCCAUUGGAUUUAUAAGUUCAAUUUGGUUGUUGGAAUAGAUUGAUUUUUGA